Molecule: messenger RNA, 6700 nt
Organism: Echinops telfairi (small Madagascar hedgehog)
Lineage: Eukaryota; Metazoa; Chordata; Mammalia; Afrosoricida; Tenrecidae
Gene: SHANK3
Product: SH3 and multiple ankyrin repeat domains 3
Exons: 22
Cellular component (GO): postsynaptic density; postsynaptic membrane; dendritic spine
Molecular function (GO): ionotropic glutamate receptor binding; synaptic receptor adaptor activity
Source: RefSeq, a predicted model, not a curated record
UCACGCGCCGCUCCGCCGCCGCAGAAGUGCCUGCGCCUGGACCCGGACGCGCCCGUGUGGACCUCCAAACAGCGCGUGCUCUGCACCCUCAACCACAGCCUGCAGGACGCGCUCAACUACGGCCUCUUCCAGCCGCCCUCGCAGGGCCGCGCCGGCAAGUUCCUGGACGAGCAGCGGCUCCUGAGGGAGUACCCGCCCAACCCCGACACACCCCUGCCCUACCUGGAGUUCCGUUACAAGCGACGAGUUUAUGCCCAGAACCUCAUUGAUGACAAGCAGUUUGCAAAGCUUCACACAAAGGCAAACUUGAAGAAAUUCAUGGACUACGUCCAGCUCCACAGCACAGAGAAGGUGGCCCGUCUGCUGGACAAGGGACUGGACCCCAACUUCCAUGACCCUGAUUCAGGAGAGUGCCCUCUGAGCCUUGCUGCCCAGUUGGACAACGCCUCAGACCUGCUGAAGGUGCUGAGGAAUGGUGGGGCCCACCUGGACUUCCGCACACGUGAUGGGCUGACCGCUGUGCACUGUGCCGCCCGCCAGCGGAAUGCUGCCGCCCUGACGACCCUGCUGGACCUGGGGGCGUCUCCCGACUACAAGGACAGCCGUGGCCUAACACCCCUGUACCACAGCGCCCUGGGGGGCGGGGAUGCGCUCUGCUGUGAGCUUCUCCUCCAUGACCAUGCCCGGCUCGGGGCUACAGACGAGAAUGGCUGGCAGGAGAUCCAUCAGGCCUGCCGCUUUGGCCACGUUCAGCACCUGGAGCACUUGCUGUUCUAUGGCGCCGACAUGGGAGCUCAGAACGCCUCCGGGAACACUGCCCUGCACAUCUGUGCCCUCUACAACCAGGAGAGCUGUGCCCGCGUCCUCCUCUUCCGUGGUGCCAACAAGGAUGUUCGCAAUUACAACAGCCAGACAGCUUUCCAGGUCGCCAUCAUUGCUGGGAACUUUGAGCUUGCUGAGGUCAUCAAGACCCACAAAGACUCCGAUGUUGUACCAUUCAGGGAGACCCCCAGCUAUGCGAAGCGGCGCCGACUGGCUGACCCCAGUGCCUUGGCGUCCCCACGACCACUGCAGCGCUCGGCCAGUGACAUCCACCUGAAGGGAGAAGGACAGCCGGCCGCCUCGCCCGGCCCCUCACUGCGGAGCCUCCCCCACCAACUGCUGCUCCAGCGGCUACAGGAGGAGAGAGACCGGGACCGGGGCACCGACCACUCUGUGGCCAGGGGCAGCCAGAGCACCAUCAGCGGCCCUGGCCCCGCGCCCAGCCCUGGCCCGGCGUCCCCCGCGCCCCCCGCGCCGCCGCCCCGGGGCCCGAAGCGGAAACUUUACAGCGCCGUCCCCGGCCGCAAGUUCAUCGCGGUGAAGGCGCACACCCCGCAGGGCGAGGGCGAGAUCCCGCUGCACCGUGGCGAGGCCGUGAAGGUGCUCAGCAUUGGGGAGGGCGGAUUCUGGGAGGGGACCGUGAAGGGCCGCACGGGCUGGUUCCCGGCCGACUGCGUGGAAGAGGUGCAGAUGAGGCAGUAUGACACGCGCCACGAAACUCGAGAGGACCGGACCAAGCGGCUUUUCCGCCACUACACUGUGGGUUCCUACGACAGCCUCACCUCCCACAGUGAUUACGUCAUCGAGGACAAGGUGUCUGUGCUGCAGAAACGGGACCAUGAGGGCUUUGGCUUUGUGCUCCGUGGGGCUAAAGCCGAGACCCCCAUCGAGGAGUUCACGCCCACGCCUGCCUUCCCUGCGCUGCAGUACCUGGAGUCUGUGGACGUGGAGGGCGUGGCCUGGAGGGCUGGGCUGCGCACGGGGGACUUCCUCAUCGAGGUCAACGGAGUGAACGUGGUGAAGGUGGGCCACAAGCAGGUGGUGGCCCUGAUCCGCCAGGGAGGGAACCGCCUUGUCAUGAAGGUCGUGUCAGUCACCAGGAAGCCUGAGGAGGAUGGGGCUCGGCGCCGAGCCCCGCCUCCCCCCAAGAGGGCCCCCAGCACCACAUUGACCCUGCGCUCCAAGUCCAUGACGGCCGAGCUGGAGGAGCUCGCCUCAAUUCGGAGAAGGAAAGGGGAGAAGCUGGACGAGAUCCUGGCUGCGGCCACAGAACCGACCCUGAGGCCUGACAUCUCAGACGCCGACUCACGAGCAGCCACCGUCAAGCAACGGCCCACCAGCCGCAGGAUCACGCCGGCCGAGAUCAGCUCCUUGUUUGAGCGUCAGGGCCUUCCCGGCCCGGAGAAGCUGCCCGGCUCGCUGCGGAAGGGGCUGCCUCGAACCAAGUCUGUAGGGGAGGAUGAGAAGCUGGCAUCGCUGCUGGAGGGACGCUUCCCGCGCAGCACGUCCGUGCAGGACACUGCGCGGGAGGGCCCCUAUGCCAACCUGGGCGCCUUCAGCGCCAGCCUCUUCGCGCCUUCCAAACCACAGCGUCGCAAGAGCCCGCUGGUCAAGCAGCUGCAGGUGGAGGACGCGCAGGAGCGCGCAGCGCUGGCUCUCAGCGGCACCGGAGGCCCUGGCACGGGCAGCUUUGCGCGCGACCCGUCCCCGACGCACCGCGGGCCUCGGCCUGGUAUCCUGGACUAUGGCCCCAGCGAUGGCCCUGGCCUGCCGUUCGGUGGCCCGGGCCCAGCCAAGGACCGGAGGCUGGAGGAGCGGCGUCGCUCCACCGUCUUCCUAUCAGUGGGUGCCAUCGAGGGCAGCCCCCCCAGCGCUGACUUGCCCUCGCUGCAACCCUCCCGCUCCAUCGACGAGCGCCUCUUGGGUGCUGGCGCCGUCCCCGGCCGGGACCUGCUACUUCCCUCUCCUGUGUCUGCGCUGAAAUCGCUGGUCAGCAGCCCCAGCCUGGCGUCCACAGGCUCCACCUUCAUCCACCCGCUCACCGGCAAACCGCUGGACCCCAGCUCGCCCCUGGCGCUGGCGCUGGCCGCCCGCGAACGGGCACUGGCCUCCCAAGCCCCCUCCCGGUCCCCCACGCCUGUGCACAGCCCGGACGCCGACCGCCCGGGACCCCUGUUCGUGGAUGUCCAGUCCCGGGACUUGGAGCGAGGGGCCCUGGCCUCACCUGUCUUCUCACCAAGGAGUCCAGCCUGGGUCCCCGUGCCGGCCCGAAGGGAGUCAGAGAAGGCUCCCCGUGAGGAGCGCAAGUCGCCUGACGACAAGAAGUCCAUGAUUCUCAGUGUUCUGGACACAUCCCUCCAGCGGCCGGCAGGCCUCAUUGUAGUGCAUGCCACCAGCAACGGGCAGGAACCUGGCGAGUUGGGGGCCGCAGAGGAGCGCCCGGGCUCCCCGGAGCUGGCCCCGGCCCCCAUGCAGUCAGCAGCCACAGUAGCAGAGCCCUUGCCCAGCCCAAGGGCCCAGCCCCCCAGCACCACCCCGGGCGACCCUGGGCCAGGCCAGGGCAGCUCAGAGGAGGAGCCGGAGCUGGUGUUUGCCAUGAACCUGCCGCCAGCCCAGCUGUCUUCCAGCGAUGAGGAGACACGGGAGGAGCUAGCCCGCAUUGGGCUGGUGCCACCCCCUGAAGAGUUCGCCAACGGGGUCCUGCUGGCCACUCCACCCCCCGGCCCAGGCCCCUCGCCCACCACAGGGCCCGGCCCGGCCUCAGGGAAGCCUGGCAGUGAGCCACCACCCGCCCCCGAGUCCGCAGCCGACUCUGGCGUGGAGGAGGCAGACACACGUAGCUCCAGUGACCCCCACCUAGAGACCACGAGCACCAUCUCCACAGUGUCCAGUAUGUCCACCCUGAGCUCAGAGAGCGGGGAGCUCACUGACACCCACACCUCUUUCGCCGACGGACACACUUUUCUAAUCGAGAAGCCACCAGUGCCUCCCAAGCCCAAGCUCAAGUCCCCGCUGGGGAAGGGGCCGGUGAGCUUCAGGGACCCGCUGCUGAAGCAGUCCUCGGACAGUGAGCUCAUGGCCCAGCAGCAGCACACCGCCUCUGCUGCCGGGCCCGCCCGCCCUCGCUACCUCUUCCAGAGACGAUCCAAGCUGUGGGGGGACCCCGUGGAGAGCCGGGGGCUCCCUGGGCCUGAAGACGACAAGCCAACUGUGAUCAGCGGACUCAGCUCCCGUUUGCAGCAGCUGAACAAGGACACACGCUCCCUGGGCGAGGAACCAGUCGGCGGCCUGGGUGGCCUGCUGGACCCUGCCAAGAAGUCGCCCAUCGCGGCAGCUCGGCUCUUCAGCAGCCUCGGUGAGCUGAGCUCCAUUUCAGCGCAGCGUGGCCCAGGGGGCCCGGGCGGCGGGGCCUCCUACACUGUGCGGCCCGGCAGCCGCUACCCGGUGGCGCGGCGAAGCCCGAGCCCGGUGAAGCCCGCGUCUCUGGAGCGGGUGGAGGGGCUGGGGGCGGGCGCAGGGGGCGCUGGGCGGCCCUUCGGCCUCACGCCCCCCACCAUCCUCAAGUCGUCCAGCCUCUCCAUCCCCCACGAGCCAAAAGAGGUGCGCUUCGUGGUGCGCAGCGUGAGCGCGCGCAGCCGCUCGCCCUCACCCUCGCCGCUGCCCUCGCCUGCAGCAGGACCCAGCGCGCCCGGUCCGCGGCGGCCCUUCCAGCAGAAGCCGGUGCAGCUCUGGAGUAAGUUCGACGUCGGUGACUGGCUGGAGAGCAUCCACCUGGGGGAGCACCGCGACCGUUUCGAGGACCACGAGAUCGAGGGCGCGCACCUGCCGGCGCUGACCAAGGACGACUUCGUGGAACUGGGCGUCACGCGCGUGGGCCACCGCAUGAACAUAGAGCGCGCGCUCAAGCAGCUGGACGGCAGCUGACGCCCACACACUGCGCGCCCUGCCGGCAGGGCCCCCCAUCCCGGGCCGCGGGCUCGGCCCGCCCCCUGCGACGGCGCCGGGCCAGGAAUGCUGCAUGAAUUGUCCUGUUUGCCGAUGCUCAGACUUGUCCUGUACAUUGCUUAGUGCCGCCGAGCCCCACCCCGCACACGGCCAGGAAGGGGGGGGGGCUCCAGGGAGGCUGGUGGGCCGCGGAUGGACCCCUCCCGCGCAGUUCCUGGAGGCCACGCCCCCAGAGUGGGGAGCCUAGUCCAGCAUGUGAGGGCAGGACACGCCUUGGUGACUGGGGGGAGGGGGGGAGACCGGGAUUCUCGGUUGGGGGCCAAGGAGCCCCUGUCUUGCGUAUUUUAAUCCACUCUAUAUUUGGAACGAGAAAAGGAACAAAUAUCUCUGUCCGCGUCGCGCCCCCUCCCCGCCGCCCCUGCCCUCGCCUCUGCCUCUCUCCAGCCCCUCACCCCUUGCUGCGGCCAAGUCUUCCAUCUCUGGCUGGGUCCCGCCGCGGGCCGGGGCCCCUCACUGCCACUGCGACCCCACACGGGGGCGGGGGGCGCUCCAGCUGGUCUGGGGCUGGCCAGGGGCCUAGUGGCCCGACGUGGGGUCCAGACUCAGCCCUCUCUCCCCGCUGAGCUGUAGUGCCCCCCCCCUCAAGGUGCUGCGCGGGGGAGGGGUGGCAGGCAGCCGGGUCCUGCGGGGCAGGGGGUCGUAGGGCUGCUGCCAGACCAUAGCCCUGGGGGAGGGCCGCAGGGUCCUGCCCUCCGCCCCCAGCCAUCUUCCUCACAGGGUUUCUCCCUGCGCAGGGGUCCAACCUCGCCCCCAUGCUCUCGGGCAACUACAGCAGAGAAGCCAGUUUCCUGUCCCUGCCAUGCGCAUGUACCAGCCUGGGUGCGUCUGGGCGUGUGGGACUCUUGUGUGUGUCGGAUAAGGGAGUGGCACUGGGGGGUAGCCUGGGACAUGGCGUGGUGACUGUAGACACGUGCGGGGGUGCGUGCUUGGGUUCACAGGGGUGCGUGAGCUGAGAUGUGAGCAUGCAUUCGUGCGCGCACGCGCGCGCACACGCACCGGAGUGUAUACAUGAGUGCGUGCAGGAGUGGGUUCCGGCGCGGAGUACUUGUGUGGGAGUGGUGUGUGGGUGUUCGUGCGGGAGUGUGUGCAGGGGGGGCGAGCCUCUUCCAAAGAAAGUCGAGAGGCUGUCCAGAUCCUGCGAUCUGCGUUUGCCCGGCCUCUUCUCCAGGGACCUGCUCCAGUCUGAGCGGGCUCCUACUGAGCCCUGCUGCUUUGGGGUGGUCCCUGUGGGCCCCUUGGAGGCAGCCCCCCUCAGGCUUCUAGGGGACCACAGGGGGACCCCCGAGGGUGCCCAGCCCCCCGUACUGUGACUCCUCACAUUCAGCAGUGGCCUGUGGGGUGGGGGGCCCUGGGACGUUUUUAAACCUAGGGGUUGGAGUCUGGACUCAGCUCCAUCCACGUCACUCACAAGUUUCUGUUUGUAUUUCUAGCUUUUUUUAAUAAAAAAAAUUAAAAAAAAGAAAACACAAGUUUUCACAGCCCAGGGGCCCCGGCACGCCGGUCUGUGCUGGCCCCGGAGUGCGCCUCCCUCCGUCCCCAGCCCCACCCCCAGCACACAGCCACACCCAGUUAGCCAGUCGCCAACGGCCAGGUCACACACAGCAGCAGUCGCUGUAACAGACUGCCACGUACACACUCAGUCUCACUCACCUGUGGGUUUUCGGUUCCGUCCAUUUGGGUUUUUAACUUACAGGGUCAGGGGGCUUCUCCUUUUGUAUGGAGCUCCAUGGGGGUUUCACCCCUGCUCCAGCCCCAGGCCUUCCUGACCCUGCCGUUGUGAUACACCCCACAGAGAUCUAUGUUUCUUAUAUUAUUAUUAUUAUUGAUAAUAAUUAUUAUAAUAUUAUUAUGUAAUAAAUUUAUAAGAAAUGAA